Metopolophium dirhodum (rose-grain aphid) is the source of this 450-nucleotide messenger RNA. Its product is annotated as chromobox protein homolog 1-like. The transcript is spliced from 2 exons. Gene Ontology annotation, cellular component: nucleus. Lineage: Eukaryota; Metazoa; Arthropoda; Insecta; Hemiptera; Aphididae. The record is from RefSeq and is a predicted model, not a curated record. The coding region runs from base 1 to 450 and encodes 149 amino acids.
AUGUCUUCAAGAGUAAAGAAAGUCAUUUCAAAAAAAGCUGAGAAAAUUAUUGGCGCGACUGAUGCUAGUGGAGAAUUGAUGUAUUUAAUGAAAUGGGAAGAAAUUGACGAUCUUGAUUUAAUCUCAGCUAAUAAUGCUAAAUUAGAGUGCCCACAAAUCGUUAUCAACUUCUAUCAAGAAAGACUUAUAUGGAACACAGAAGCUGGUUCAUCUAAAGUAAAUAGAAAGACUAAAAAAAAUAUUGAGUUAGAAAAGACUAAGCGGACAUCUAUAGUUCACAAUAUAGCAGAGAAAAUUAUGGGUGUAACUGAUACUAGUGGAGAAUUAACAUAUUUAAUGAAGUGGGAAGGAAUUGAUGAUCUUGAGUUCAUCUCCGUUGAAGAGGCUAAUUUAAUGUUCCCACAAAUCCUUAUCAAAUUCUAUGAAGAAAGACUAACAUGGUUCAAAUAA